Messenger RNA from Chanos chanos (milkfish), 3796 nucleotides. It is a transcript of the gene prkacaa, whose product is annotated as protein kinase, cAMP-dependent, catalytic, alpha, genome duplicate a. The record is from RefSeq and is a predicted model, not a curated record. Bases 268 to 1383 code for a protein of 371 amino acids. Gene Ontology annotation, molecular function: cAMP-dependent protein kinase activity; protein kinase A regulatory subunit binding; ATP binding. Lineage: Eukaryota; Metazoa; Chordata; Actinopteri; Gonorynchiformes; Chanidae. Gene Ontology annotation, biological process: protein phosphorylation. Gene Ontology annotation, cellular component: cytosol; nucleus; cAMP-dependent protein kinase complex. The transcript is spliced from 10 exons.
UGCCAGGGUAAUGUCCCUACGCAUCGGGCGCAGAGGACAGAAGGGGAUUUUAGCUCAAUCUGCCCAGAAAAAGAGCGAGACUGUCAGGGUAGAACAGUGGUCAUAUUCUCUUAGUGGACAGGGAAAGGGCUGUGGGCAGCGUUGUGAAGCUGAAAGUGGAUGAAGAGAUAAGGCAAGAGCAGAUCUCCCUGAGAAAGACGCAAAGGGGCCAUGAGCCUGCUGAUGUAAGGGGACGAAGGAAGGGAUAUAAGAGUCUCGGCAGGGCCCAUGUGUGACCGAAAGAGCUCGAGGAGGCAUGCUGGGAAGAGGGAAUCUGCGUCUCGUGCGGCAGAGGCCAGCGGAGGAGCGGAGGGUCCCACGGUCCUUGUAGACGUGAAGGAGUUUCUCGCUAAAGCCAAAGAAGAUUUCCUUAAGAAAUGGGAGAACCCAGCACAGAACACAGCAUCUCUAGACCAGUUUGAGCGUCUGAAAACCCUGGGGACGGGCUCAUUCGGCCGAGUCAUGCUGGUCAAGCACAAAGAGACGGGUCAGCACUACGCCAUGAAGAUCCUUGACAAACAGAAGGUGGUGAAGCUGAAACAGAUAGAACACACGCUGAAUGAAAAACGUAUUCUGCAGGCAGUCAGCUUUCCUUUCCUGGUGCGAUUGGAGCACUCCUUCAAGGACAAUACUAAUCUGUAUAUGGUAAUGGAAUAUGUUCCUGGAGGUGAAAUGUUCUCUCACCUACGAAGAAUCGGCAGGUUCAGUGAGCCACAUGCUCGCUUCUAUGCUGCCCAGAUAGUUCUGACUUUUGAGUACCUUCACUCGCUGGACCUCAUCUACAGGGAUCUGAAGCCUGAAAACCUGCUGAUCGACCAACAGGGCUACAUACAGGUAACAGAUUUUGGUUUUGCCAAGAGAGUGAAGGGCAGGACCUGGACACUGUGUGGUACCCCAGAGUACCUGGCACCAGAAAUCAUCCUCAGUAAAGGUUAUAAUAAGGCAGUGGACUGGUGGGCUCUAGGGGUGCUGAUAUAUGAGAUGGCGGCUGGUUAUCCUCCUUUCUUUGCUGACCAGCCCAUUCAGAUCUAUGAGAAGAUAGUCUCAGGGAAGGUGCGAUUCCCCUCCCACUUCAGCUCAGAUCUGAAGGAUCUGCUUAGGAACCUUCUGCAGGUAGACCUGACCAAGCGCUUCGGUAACCUCAAAAACGGCGUCAACGACAUCAAGGGCCACAAGUGGUUCGCCACCACCGACUGGAUAGCCAUCUACCAGAGGAAGGUGGAGGCUCCCUUCAUCCCCAAGUGCAAAGGCCCAGGUGACACCAGCAACUUUGAUGACUACGAAGAGGAGGAAAUACGGGUCUCCUUCACAGAGAAGUGCGGAAAGGAGUUUGCUGAGUUCUAGACCUACCCAGGAGCAGCAGAGGGAGAGAGAGGGAUAGAAUGAGAGAGAGGAGAGGAGAGGAGGGGGGGAGAGCAGAGAGGGAGAAAGAGAAAGAGAGGGGGAAAAAAAGGGGGUUUUGAGGGGAGAGGUAACAAACUGGACUGAGCCUGCGUUCAGUAAUAACAACAAAUAAUAGAGCACCCCCCCUCCCUCCCCUCCCCUCCCCUCCUCACCCCUCCCCACAUGAACGGAGAGUGAAGAAUCCUGAGCGAGCCAGCAGUGUUGCCUUUUUUUUCUGAUUAUCACCUGUUACUUAUCCAUGUAAUGUUUUCCCUCUUGUUUUUGUAGCAAGGGUCAAAGGGGCAGAGUCACUGUCAGUCGUGUUUCUUUUGAGGUAGUGUGACACCUUUUGAGAGGACAGUGCAUAGGUUUUGUUUUUCUGGUACUGAGUUUUGGCUGCUCCAGAGGUGCUUUGCUGCUGGGUGGCUCCCCCUUUUUCUUUUUUUCUUUUUUUUCUUUAUUUUUUUUUUUUGUAAAUGCACAUGGGGCAUCUCAUUCUUACUCUGUAAUUCUUCACCCUGACCCCACCUCAUUCCCAUGGUCUCCCCGCCCCCCCUCACGCUGCCGUUUGUGGUUAUGAUGUCCAAGCAAUACCAAGUCAAACAAACGUGCCUGUCUUAAUGCCAACUGGUUUUAAAAAAAGAAAAAAAAAACAGGUUUGAAAAAUGCUGGUGCAGGGUUUGACUUUGGUGGCAUGGCAACAUGACAUUUAUUAAAUCUAGAGCUUGGCACCACAGUCACCAUAAUCUAAUUUUUUAUGAUGGCCUGAUUAAUGGGUAUAAAUUGGUUCAGUGCUUGCAGUUAAGGCAGUGUAGACCACUCAGAAUAAAACCUGAGUAUAAUUAGAGAUUUUCUUAUUUCUUUUUUUUUUUCUUUUUUCUUUUUUUUUUUUUUUUUUGUAGUUUUCCUGUUGGUCCACCUUGUGACCUAAGAAUACAAGCAUACCAUUUUUUGUUUUGUUUUGUUUUGUUUUGUUUUCAGGCUUUGUUUCAUGAAGGCUGUCCAUAUGAAGUUGUUAUUAGUUUCAUACGUUUUUUGAAACCUUUUAAAGACACUAACUAUCCUCUCAAGUCACCGGCCGGUCUCAUUUUUAGGGUUCUCAAAGUGGGACAUACAGUGAUUUUACUUUAAGACUGUCAGUACGAUCACACUCCCGAACACUGUUCAUCUUUCGUAGCACAUGUACGUAUACCGUUAUUACGAGCAGAGGCUCCAAAACAUCAAUAUCCAUCUCUUUUUUUUUUCUAGCAUUGUCUGACAACUUUAAAAUUUAAUUGAAGUUUUGAGAAAUAAACUAUCAGUUUUCCUGCCAAAAUUUAGAAAGUGAAAGGACUGUGAAAGCACCCUAGCUUGGGAGUUGUAAUGAGACUGGUGGAUGUGAACACAAGAAAAGUAGCAGAAUAUUUCCGAAGAAAAAAAAAAUACAAAUGGUGCAUGUUAUUUUUAUACAGACACUUUUAAAGGAAAGAUAUUGAAGUAAAGCACUGUUUUUGUUUUUUUUGUCAUGGUGAGGGUACACAGGGUUCUUAAUCCAACGAUUUGGUCAUUUUGACUUCUCAUUGUGUGCCCUCGUCAGGCGUGACGAAGCCCCGUCUCUGUGCUGUAGACACUGGGGAUCCAGCUCUUGUAAUGAAAUAUUUGGAGGAGGGUAAAGGAAGAGUAUUCAGUUAUGACGACGUCCCUGCCAUUUUUACUGGGGACGGGUGUAUGUGUGUGUGUGUGUGUGUGUUUGUGUGUGUGUGUGUUAAAAAUGUCUUUUUUUUUUUUUUUUUCCUUCCCCUUUUUGCAAUCAUGUUGGCUGCUCACAUGUUUAAUCUUUCUAAGCUCUUUGUGUUCUAUGCUGACUGCCCCCCCUCCUCCUCCCCCAACCCCAACCCCAGUCUUGUGGGGGUUAGGUUAGACAUUGGUGGGUUUUAUAUAUGUGUAAUAGGGAAAAAAAUGUUAUUAGAGCUUUUGUUACCACAGAAUCAAAAUUUAACUAAAUAUGUACUUAAAAGAUAUUUGAAUGAAAUGUGGGGCAGUGAAAAACACGACAACCAUAUUUUUUUUUCGUUGUUUUUCUUUAACAUCUUAGGCCGUAAGACAAUCUCAGCCCAACUAUCCCACAACUCUUUUCUCUCUCUCUCUCUCUCUCUCGUUUUUUUUUUUUUUGUUUUUUUUUUUUUGAAGUACUCAGAUGUGCAAUAAUUCUGAUUCUCUGUGAUAAUAAUUUAGUUACUUAAAAAAAGAAAAAGAAAAAGCUUUGCUUUUGUUAAUAAUUUGUUUGAUAAUCAACCUUUUUUUUCUUUCCAGAGCACACAUAUUUGGUUUCAGUCACGUAGGAGUCAGCUGUUCUCUAGGUGCCACAGUAAAUACUCUGUCUGUCUAAAACCCG